AUGGCUGGUUUCUUAGCAAAUGUUGCAUUGAAGGAGAAUGAUGUGACAUUGAAUGGAAUAUCUGAGGUGGAGAUAAAAGUCAGACCUUUCAUUUCUAAUAACUUAUAUAAUUGGAAGAUAUUCCAAGAUGAUGCUAAUCUAUUAAACUUAUUACAAUGUGUAGACCAUUAUGAGGCCAAGGCCAUUAACUUUAAUGACUUUGUGGAAAGGACUAAUGAUAAAGAAACUUUAUUUGGACAACAAAUCAUACAAUUGAAAUCUAAUAAAUUACUAAAAGGUUUAGUGGCAUUAGAAAGAACUUUUAUGGAAACAAAAGUAACUCCGGCCAAAGAAAGUGAUGUUGAGAAGGUUAAUUUGGGCAAUGAAGAAUCCCCAAGACAUGUGUACAUUGGGAGGAGUAAUUGCGAAAAAAGGGGUAAAUGGAAAAAUAUACCCUACAAUGAGAAUACAAGCCAGUAUAAUGAUAGACAAUACAAUGAUUACAAUAGUGAAAGAAGAACUAGCAAUGGAGGAAAUACUGGUAACUGGAAUAAUAGCAAUAGGAGCAUCAAUGUAAGUAAUAAUAGAGGUAACAACAGUAAUAAUGGAAAUAAUGACAAUAAUGGAAAUGGUAAUGGCAAUAAUAGAGGUAACAAUGGUAAUAAUGAAAAUAAUGGCAACAAUGGUAAUGGAAACAAUGGAAAUAGAAAUAACAAUAAUCAAAAUGGUGGUGGAGGCAACAAUGGAAACAAUGGUAACAAUAGAGGAAAUGGAAACUAUCAAAAUACCAACUAUGGUUCCAGACCACCUAUGACCAUUGAAAGCAAGGCUCACUAUGAGAUUUUAUCUCAUAGGCCUAUGACCUUGGAGCAAGCAUUUAAGACAUCCACUAGCAUUGAAAAUAAUAGAAAAUAUGUUGGGAGAAUCGGAAAGAGAGAUGAUGAAAAACUAUAUAAUCCUAGAGCUACAAAGAAGGAUGAGCUUAGCCAAAUCAUGGACAUGCUGAAAGAUAUGAAGGGUAACCAAAACCGAAAUGAGAAGCCACCUCCAUAUAGAAGCAAGAAUCCAAUGAAUUACAGUAGGCCAAGAUUGCACGACAUGCCAUAUAACACAAACUAG
Molecule: messenger RNA, 1098 nt
Organism: Cryptomeria japonica (Japanese cedar)
Lineage: Eukaryota; Viridiplantae; Streptophyta; Pinopsida; Cupressales; Cupressaceae
Exons: 3
Coding region: 1-1098 (365 amino acids)
Source: RefSeq, a predicted model, not a curated record